AUGCCAACAACACAAAAACGACAACGUAGUAUUUCGAAAUCGAACAUACAUGAUGGAACAAGUUCUACAACUGAAUCUACUAAACAAAUUCGAAUUAUUAAAACUCAAAGUCGAUUACGAAUGUUAGUUGAACAUUUACCAAAUGGACGAAAAAGUUUACAUUUAAAAGGUAUGGAUACAUUAGUAAUACCAAGUGAAUUAUAUGAAUUAACUGAUUUGGAUAUACUUGAUAUAACACCUGAAUCAAAAUCUGGAAUGAAUUAUACAUUAUCACGUGUUCCAACUGAUUUUCGUUUAUUAAUUAAUCUUAAAUGUUUACAUUUAGAUAAUAAUAAUAUUGUUUCAUUUCCAAAUGAAAUUGGUGAAUUAUAUCAUUUAGAAAUUUUAACAGCAAGUAAUAAUCAUUUAACAACAUUACCUGAUCAAAUACGUCAAUUACAAAAUUUACAAUCAUGUCAUUUAUCAAAUAAUAAAAUUGAAGAAAUGCCAUUAUGUUUAUGUUAUUUAUCAAAAUCAUUAUUAUUUCUUGAUUUAUCAUAUAAUUAUUUACGACAAUUACCAUCAAGUAUACAUAAUCUUAAACAAUUACGUACAUUAUUAUUACUUGGAAAUCAUAUUAAAAUUUUACCAGAUGCAAUAUGUCAAUUAUUAAAAUUAGAAACAUUAUGGUUAGGUGAUAAUAAAUUAAAAGAAUUACCAAAAAAUUUUUCACAACUUAAACAUCUUGAUUGGCAUUAUCAUUGUGAAUUAUCAUCAAAUUUUGAAGGAAAUCCACUAGAAAAUCCACCAUUAAAUGUUUGUCGAAAAGGUAUGGAAGCUAUUGAAGAAUAUUUAAAAAAGACACAAAAAUAA
Messenger RNA from Rotaria sordida, 852 nucleotides. Lineage: Eukaryota; Metazoa; Rotifera; Eurotatoria; Philodinida; Philodinidae. The record is from the annotation of a GenBank genome assembly.